CUUUUGUACAUGAAGGUUUCACAUCUUAUGCGAAAAUAGAGGAAGGGUUCAAAGUUUUUAAAUUGACGUAGUUAAACACUAAAAAUGAAGAUUUUAAUGAGAGCUGAUACACACUGUAGUAUCAUAGUGGGUGAAAGUGACUAUGGCAAACCAAAGUAUACAUUUUCGCAGGUACUGGCAGCUAUUGGAGUCUCGUUGGGUUCAAUGAUAGUUGGUUUCUCUUCAGCUUACACUUCACCAGCACUUGUUACUAUGAAAAAUUCAACAACUAUUUCGGUGUCCGAAGAAGACGCAAGUUGGGUCGGUGCGUUACUACCUUUGACUGCAGCGAUCGGGGGUAUUAUCGGUGGACCUCUAGUAGAUUACUUAGGACGUCGUAGAACGUUAAUACUGACUGCAAUACCAUUUGCUAUCGGAUGGAUUUUGAUAGCAUCAGCAAAUAUUGUCCAGUUGGUACUUGCGGGACGAGCAAUAUGCGGUUUAUGUGUUGGAAUUGCAUCAUUAGCUUUUCCAGUUUAUCUAGGUGAAACCAUUCAGCCAGAAGUAAGAGGCACAUUAGGAAUAUUGCCUACAGCAAUCGGAAACAUCGGAAUCCUCAUAUGUAACGCAGCGGGUAAAUAUUUAGACUGGUCAACGCUGGCGUAUUUGGGGGCUGCUCUCUCUGUUCCAUUUCUUGUCUUUAUGCUGCCUUUACCAGAAACGCCGCGUUGGUAUUUAUCGCAAAGUAAGACAGAAGAUGCCCGAAAAGCACUACAAUGGCUUCGAGGAAAGCAUGCAAAGAUUGAUAAAGAAAUGCAAGAUAUAGCUCUAUCCGAUGCCGAGAUCCAAAACCAGUCAUCGUUUAGAGAUAUUUUUGAUAAAAAAUAUCUAAAAUCGAUUUCAAUUUGUCUCGGUUUAAUGACUUUUCAACAAUUCUCAGGGAUAAAUGCUGUCAUAUUCUAUACGGUAGGAAUAUUUAAAAUGACCGGGAGUUCUGUAGAUGAGAAUUUAUCCGCGAUUAUUGUAGGUGUCGUCAACUUUGUAUCAACAUUCAUCGCCACAGCAAUAAUUGAUAGAGCGGGUCGAAAAUUAUUAUUGUACAUUUCUUCAGUUACAAUGACUAUAACACUAAUGAUAUUAGGUACAUUUUUCUAUGUUGUUAAUUUAGAAGCGACAAGUCUAGGUUGGAUACCACUUACAUGUAUAAUGGUUUAUUUGCUUGGAUUUUCAUUAGCUUUUGGCCCAAUACCAUGGCUUAUGAUGGGUGAAAUUCUACCUGCUAAAAUAAGAGGAGCUGCAGCUUCAAUGUGUACUUCAUUUAAUUAUUUAUGUUCAUUUAUAGUCACAAAAACUUUCUAUAACCUCGUAAAAGCGAUAGAACCAUCGGGUGCAUUUUGGUUAUUUGGUAGCAUUUGUUUUACAGGAUUAUUUUUUGUGAUCAUAUGUGUGCCUGAGACCCGAGGAAAAAGUCUCGAACAAAUAGAAAAUAAACUUACUCGUAGGCGUAACAGAUCACGAAGAUUAAGUUCAAUAGUAAACAUUAAACCUCUGCCAAGUGGUUGUUGAUAGUUUGUUUGUUUUACUACAUAAAUAAUAUAAGUAAAAUCAAUGUAUAUGCAAAGGCGUUUUAGUAGCUUUAAGCUACUAAACGCCUAAAUAAUAAAAAUAAAUUAAACCAGUUUCUAGUCUAAGCCUACAUUUAUAUCUAUUCUAAAAGCAGUUGUUUUCUGUAUAAAGUUUGAUAGCUCUCAAAUCUGCAUUGUUUAGAUACCAACUAAAUUGAGUAAGUAUCUUUAAAAUUUAACGACAUUAUGAAAAAGGUGUUAAAUAUGAAGUGCUCAUUUCAAGUUACUAACUGGACAGUAUAGUAUAACACAGAAACAAUUAAAAUUGUUCGGUAUAAGCAAAGUAAUUAAACAUUAAUUCAUUGUUAUUUAACAGAUGUCAAAGUUUGUGUUAGUUACAGUUGAUCUUUGAAACAUGUGCAUGAACUACUACUGAAUGUUUACCUUGUAAAAUAAUGUUAUAUGCAUCAGCAGUAAAAAAAUUAACAUUUUAUGUUAAUAUGGUGACUUCCUCAAACAUUUCUAUAAAAAUUAUUUGAAUUAAUAAAAAAAAUAUGAUGUGUAGUAUAUUUACACUAAACUAAACAAGAAACAAACAAAAUACAGUCAUCCAACUUCAAUAUAAAAAAUGUUAAAAUUAUCAAGUUUCAUGAACUGUACCAAUUGUUCUAAAGAACCUGCUUUCUAAAUAUAUCUUUAUAAGCUUAGAAAUAAACCAAAAACAUAUUAC
Pieris brassicae (large cabbage white) is the source of this 2274-nucleotide messenger RNA. RefSeq names its product facilitated trehalose transporter Tret1-like. Bases 85 to 1545 code for a protein of 486 amino acids. The transcript has 3 exons. Gene Ontology annotation, cellular component: membrane. The record is from RefSeq and is a predicted model, not a curated record. NCBI's taxonomy places the organism in Eukaryota, Metazoa, Arthropoda, Insecta, Lepidoptera, Pieridae. Gene Ontology annotation, biological process: carbohydrate transport; transmembrane transport. Gene Ontology annotation, molecular function: sugar transmembrane transporter activity.